Molecule: messenger RNA, 977 nt
Organism: Mangifera indica (mango)
Lineage: Eukaryota; Viridiplantae; Streptophyta; Magnoliopsida; Sapindales; Anacardiaceae
Product: plant UBX domain-containing protein 1-like
Exons: 7
Coding region: 88-834 (248 amino acids)
Biological process (GO): protein-containing complex disassembly
Molecular function (GO): ATPase binding
Source: RefSeq, a predicted model, not a curated record
AGAAGAGAGGAAUUACUUAAAUUUUUCCCAAAUCCAGUCGCGCAAAGAAGAUAAAGAUCAAGACUCAAGACUUUGCUUCCUCGGCUGAUGUUAGUUGAUGGUUCUUCGCCAGUGCCUUUGAAGAGGAGGAGACACAGCAAUAUUCAUCCAAUGGAACUUGAAUCAGCUAAGGCCAAGCUAGCAGCUGCUAAAGAGAAGUAUGGACGAGAAAUUCGUGUGUUUGAAACCUUUGGACUGUCUGCGUCACCAUCUGCAAUUUCCAAUGCUGAGACGGAUGACUUUUAUGAGUUCACUGCAGAAGAUUAUUCCCGACUUCUGGCAACUAAAAAGCAAGAGAAUUUCUUAAAGACACGAAAAAUCCGAGAGGCAGAAGAGGCAGCUCGCAGGUCAAAAAUUACCAAGGCUGCAAUUAGGGUCCGCUUUCCUGAUGGUCAUACACUGGAGGCCACUUUCCAUCAAUCAGAAACAAUUCAGAACUUAGUUGAUCUUCUUGUGAAAGUGGUUGCACGACCAGAUCUACCAUUUCAUUUAUAUACGACUCCCCCAAAGAAGCUAAUAAAAGAUUUAUCACAAGAUUUUUAUGCAGCUGGCUUUAUUCCUGGCGCUAUUGUGUAUUUUUCAUAUGGUCCACCUAAAGAUGAUGAUGCCGCAGCUGUUAAUUCAGGCCCAUUCCUUCAGGAAGAUGUGUUGUCUUUGAAAGGUCUGGAAAUCGUUAAUGAGCAGCCAGAGCCCAUUCAGUCUGCACCAGAAUCUGUAGCAGUUCCUCCCCCUGUUGUUCAGGAGCAGAAACCUGCUGAGAAAAAGCCUGUCAAGCCGAAGUGGUUGAAAAUGUGAUGCCACCCUCUUAGUGCCUGAUUAGACUUCAUAACUAACUUGGCGAAUCAGUUCUCGCAACAGUUGCACAUUGUUAUUGUUGUUAAUGUUUCUACAGCUAUGCCUGAAUAUUUAAAUGUAUCAAUGUUGCUUCCUUUUCUGCA